Messenger RNA from Pneumocystis carinii B80, 579 nucleotides. RefSeq lists its product as hypothetical. The record is from RefSeq and is a predicted model, not a curated record. The transcript has 3 exons. The coding region runs from base 46 to 534 and encodes 162 amino acids. Lineage: Eukaryota; Fungi; Ascomycota; Pneumocystomycetes; Pneumocystales; Pneumocystaceae.
UUUUGAGCUUAUUUCCAUAGCCCGAUUAGCGGCAACCCUCUAAACAUGGGUAAAACACAGAGUAAAUCAUCAGAUGUUGUAUUUCAAAAUGAAUCUAGAUUUCCUCUGCAGUUUUCUAGUGCUUUAGUAAACCAUCUAGACUCAAAGGUAGAGUCAGAUGCCAUUAGAGCAGCCUCUCUAGAAGAACAUAUUCAAGAAAGAGUAGCAGUAGAAAUAGAGCGGCUACGUUCAAGAGAAAGAGAUAUUUUAAUAGAAAUUGAGAAGGAACUAACAAGAAAGAAUGCAAAGAGAGAAAAAGCUCAAGAAAAGCUGAAUAGCUUUAGUUUAAAGGACGAAAUGUUAAAAUUAGAAGAAAAUACAAAGGGAAUGUUUCAGAUAAGAGAUAUGAAUGAGAAGUUAUUAAAAAAAAAGGAAGAAGUUAUUAAUUGUUUAAAAGAAAAUGAACGAAGACCUCUUAAUUGCGAUGAAAUAGUUAAGGCGUUUAGGAAAGAGGUAGAUUUAUUAAAAGAUGAGUUUGUCGAUAAAUAUCAAUGAUAAUUUAUUAAAACCGAUGCUUUAUAUAUAUAUUAAUGAAGAUGA